AUGAAAUCUGAAAUUAACUAAAUUAACAAAAUUCCAAUAGGUAUAGAUUUAGGUUCCUAGAAAUCAGUAAUAUCAUGCAUAAAAAACGGUAUAUUAGAACUAAUAACAAACGAAGCAUCAUUAAGAGAAACAAAAAAUGUAGUCGUAUUUGGUAAAAAUUAACGUUUAAUGAGUGAAAAUGGACAAGCUUAAGGAAUUAGCAAUUUUAAAAAUACAAUAACGUAUUUCACUAGAUUAUUAGGUUUAUCUUCAAAAUACGAAGGUUUGAAAGAAGAAACGAAAUGGAUUUCGUCAAAAGUUAUAGUUUAAGAAUAAAAAGAAGGAGAAAUAAUACAUUAUAGUAAUAUCUAUUCCUCCUUACUAUACAGAAUAGGAGAAAAAAAGUCUAAUAGAUGCAUAAAUUUGGGAACUAGAAAUAUAGAUUGGACUCUUCUAGAAAUCUAUAAUUAAAGAUUUUCAUAAAAAAGUGGAGGUCUAAAUGUUUUCUCAUCUAAAAAAAGUGUCCAAAGAUUAUUAAAUGCAAUCGAAAAAUAAAGAAAAGUACUUUCAGCUAAUUCUGAAGCAGAUUGUAGCUGCGAAUUUUUAAUUGAAGACUACGAUUUGAACGAAAAUUUAACAAAAUCUCAAUUUGAAAAAGAAAUUCAACAUAUUUUAUUCGAUAUAUAAUAAACUUUAAAUAAAUUAAUUAAAGAAACAAAAACGAAAAUCGGAAAAAUAGAAAACGUAGAAAUUAUUGGAGGAGGAAGUAGAAUCCCUUCGGUUUAAGAAAUAAUAAAAAAAACUUUUGGAGUAAAUACACUCAAAUAAUCUUUAAAUUCUUCAGAAUGUAUUGCUAAUGGAUUAAAUUGGGAAAUUUUAAAGGAAGAAAAUUCUUCUGAAAUUAUUUAGGCUAAAAGUAUAAUCUUAUUUGAAAAAAACGUUCCUUUAAAUUCUGUUAAUUCAAUAAAAUUCGCCAAAAAAAACCCUUUCAAUGUUUAUUUAUUCUAUUCUAAUCCUCCUUAAGGUUUUGAUAGUAAAAUUUAAGUUUUACAAUUUGCUGCAAGUAAUCCUUAAUAUAAUGAAUAUGGUAUUAAAGUUAGUUUUAAAUUUGAUAAUAAUGGUAUAGUAGUAUUAGAUGAGGCCGUUUUGGUAGAAGAUUAUAUAUUUACAGAUGAAUAAACAAAUAAAAAAUCUAAGAAGACUUAAUAUAAUACAUAUGAAACUUGGCUUUAUUAAGAUGAAAUUAAGCACAGUAUUGAAGAUUACUAAAAUAUUAUUUAAAAUAUAUAAAAUUUACUUAAAGAUGUUACUGAUAGAUAUAAUUUAUAUGCUAAUAUUAAAAAAUCUGUUUAAAAAGUUUUAGAUCUAAUUAAAUAAAAUUAGGAAAUUGUUAUUGUUAAUGAAAACCAACCUGAGAAAAAUGAAUUAUGUUUAAUUAGAUAAGAUAAAGAAAGACUUUUCUAAUCUGAAGAUAGACAAGUAGAAUUUAAAAACUACAGAUACCCUUUUUCUAAAGAAUGUAAGCAUAUUAUAUUAAAAACAAUUGUCAGUAUGUUAAAUACAUAAGGAGGUACUAUAUUAAUUGGAGUAAGAGACUAAGAUUUAAGUGUAGUUGGUAUUAAUCUGAAUAGCAAAUAAAAAGAUGAAAUAAUUCUAUAAAUUGUGUAAAUGAUGGAUGUUAUUUAUCCCUAAGUUAAUGAAGAAGUUAAUAUUGAAUUCAUUCCUAUUAAAUUUAAAUGGGGAAAAUGGGCUUCAAAAACUUGGGUUUGUAGAAUUUCUGUUUCUUAAGGAUAAUUAGAUCGAUUUUAUAUUAUAGAUGAUGGUAAAUCUAUGGAGGCUAAAAAUCCAAGAGAAAAAUAAAAUCAAAUAGUUUACGUCAAAGCUGAUAGUGAAGGUAUUAAAAAUUGUGAACUAGAACAAGAUAGUAUUGAUUAUUUAAAUGAAAGUGAUAUAUAAAUACUAAAUGAUAAUAGAAUUUAUAUUUCUUAUAAAGCUUUAGUAGAAUAAAAUGGUUGUAAUAUUUAAGUUAAAUGCAAAGAUUUCUAUGAUUUAUUAAUUGCGUUUGAAAGAAUCAAGCUUUCAUAUAUGGAAGGAUAAUUUAAAAGUUUUGAUAGUGACAAUAAGAUUAGAAUUUAUUUUGGAUUUUAGAAAUAUAUUGAAUGA
Molecule: messenger RNA, 2142 nt
Organism: Ichthyophthirius multifiliis
Lineage: Eukaryota; Ciliophora; Oligohymenophorea; Hymenostomatida
Exons: 12
Biological process (GO): protein folding
Cellular component (GO): cytosol; nucleus
Molecular function (GO): ATP-dependent protein folding chaperone; ATP binding
Source: RefSeq, a predicted model, not a curated record